GAGAGGAGAAGAGGCCCAAACGGGACUUGGCUUCCAGGGCUGGGAGAGCUGGGCUCUGCACCGCAGGGCCCUGGGCCGGGGCUCUGAGCGCUCACCUGGUCUGGGAAGGAACCCACCUGGGCUUUGGCGGCCGCGGCCCCGGUGGGUGUCGAGAUGACGGGCCGCGUGUGCCGCAGCUGCGGCGGCACGGACAUCGAGCUAGACCCAGGCCGCGGCGAUGCGGUGUGCACGGGCUGCGGUUCCGUGCUGGAGGACAACAUCAUCGUGUCCGAGGUGCAGUUCGUGGAGAACAGCGGCGGCGGCUCCUCGGCCGUGGGCCAGUUCGUCUCCCUGGACGGUGCAGGCAAAAUUCCAUCAGUAGGAGGAGGCUUCCAUGUGAACCUGGGAAAGGAAUCCAGAGCUCAGACUCUUCAGAAUGGCAAGCGUCAGAUUCAUCACUUGGGAAAUCAGUUACAAUUAAAUCAGCAUUGCCUUGAUACAGCAUUUAACUUCUUCAAGAUGGCAGUGAGCAAGCAUCUUACACGUGGGAGAAAAAUGGCACAUGUCAUUGCUGCAUGUCUUUACUUGGUUUGCCGCACCGAAGGAACACCUCAUAUGUUACUUGAUCUCAGUGACCUUCUACAGGUGAAUGUUUAUGUGCUGGGGAAAACAUUUCUUCUUUUGGCCAGAGAACUCUGCAUCAAUGCUCCAGCAAUAGAUCCGUGUCUGUACAUUCCUCGCUUUGCGCAUAUGCUGGAGUUUGGAGAAAAGAACCAUGAGGUAUCCAUGACAGCCCUGAGACUACUUCAGAGAAUGAAGAGAGACUGGAUGCACACAGGGCGCCGACCCUCAGGCCUCUGUGGAGCAGCACUUCUAGUUGCAGCAAGAAUGCAUGAUUUCCGACGAACUGUUAAAGAGGUUAUCCGAGUGGUUAAAGUUUGUGAAUCUACAUUAAGGAAGAGGCUUACAGAAUUUGAGGAUACACCUACCAGUCAGCUGACCAUAGAUGAAUUUAUGAAGAUUGAUUUGGAAGGCGAAUGUGACCCACCUUCUUUCACAGCUGGGCAAAGAAAGUUGAAAAUAAAACAGCUGGAACAGGCCUUAUCAAAAGAACUUGAGGAUGUGGAAGGUGAAAUAUCAAGCUACCAGGAUGAGAUAGAGAUUGAAUUAGAAAAUAGUAGACCGAAGGUGAAAGGAGCACUUGCACAUUUCACUAAAGAUGAUUCCAUGGAUGAUAAUACUUCUAGCAUAUUUGGAGAAGAUGAGGCAGAAGAUGAAGAACUAGAAGCAGCUGCAAAUCAUUUAAAUAAAGACUUUUAUAAAGAACUUCUUGAUAGAAACAGAUUGAGCAGUGAUGAUGAUCUAAGUUGUGGAAAUGGAACCAUAGACCCAGUUAAGCCACCAGCUUUAGAAACUUUACUUGGUCCUCUGCCUACGGCAGCCAGUUUGGGAAUCACCGAAUCCAUCAGAGAAUGCAUUUCACCAGAGAGCCGGGAGCCCAAUGAAAAUUCAGGAGAUGGUGAAUUAGAUCUUAAUGGAAUUGAUGACAGUGAAAUCGAUAGGUAUAUUCUCAAUGAAAACGAAGCACAAAUCAAAGCUGAAUUGUGGAUGAAAGAACAUGCUGACUACGUAAAAGAACAAAAGGAAAAAGAAGCAAGGAUAGCAAAAGAGAAGGAACUUGGCAUUUAUAAGGAACACAAGCCAAAGAAGUCUUCCAAAAAACGGGAGCCAAUUCAGGCCAGCACUGCAGGAGAAGCCAUUGAAAAGAUGUUGGAACAAAAGAAAAUCUCAAGUAAAAUUAAUUACAAUGUACUAAGGGACUUGAACAGCAAAGGAAGUAUGACCCCAAAGAGGGAGAAUGAGCAACCUAAUGAUAGCAGCAGCACCAAGAAGUUGGCACGUAGAAAAUGUCCUGCAAGUAGGACUCUAGCAGAUCCUCUGAGCAGCAGCAUGGGAAAAAGAUUGAGACCAUUAGUUUCUACACAACCAGCUAAAAAGACUCCAACAAGAGAGGUAUCACUUCUCAAUUCACAGACACAGGCUACAGACCUUGUAACUCCAAAUAUUGUUGUUGAAAGCGGGCCAGUAUUAUAUAAUCAUGAAGAUGAUGUUGAAGAAGAAGAGAUAGAAGAAGAGGAGGAUCAUUGCAUGAGUGCCCUUCAAUUAAUGGGAGGAAAUGAUUAUGGCUUGGAUGAUGAUGAUGGCUACUAGACGUAAGCUUCUGAAGGACUUGUAACCACAUCUCAAUACUGGACAUAUCUUCUGAUCAUGCAAAUGGUGAAAGGAGUUUCUGGAUUAGCCCAUGUUCAUGAACAGUCUAGACUUUUUGAAAGAUAAUUUUAGUUGCAUUUUGUGUUUAAUCAGUUUAUAUUGACCCAUCAUUCAGAGAAAAAGUUUGGGCUUUGUCAUACUUUAAUUUUUGGAUCAUGUUUUGAGAAAUGUAAGGAAUAUUUCUACUCAGCAAGCAAAGACAGUCUGCGUCUGUGUGGGGUAGUAGCAUCGGUCUUGCCUUCUUCCUGGCUCCACUUUUGGUAGCCCAGGUGCUGUUGCUGCCACUGUCAAAUCCACAAAAAGAGAUUAUACCCAGAGUGUCUGAAAUGUAAAAUAUUUAUCUAGAUGUUUGGACUUAACAAGAAUACAAUCUCUUGUAGGUGAAAAUAAAGCUAUAUACAUCAACAUUCCUCUUUAUCCAAAUAGAAAAUUCACUCAGAGAAGCAGUGACUCCCAGAAAGCAAAGGAAGCUUCUUUAGUGGGGACAUUCCUAACAUAGGAUCAUGGGAUUUAGA
Phascolarctos cinereus (koala) is the source of this 2765-nucleotide messenger RNA. It is a transcript of the gene BRF1, whose product is annotated as BRF1 general transcription factor IIIB subunit. The record is from RefSeq and is a predicted model, not a curated record. Gene Ontology annotation, cellular component: nucleus; transcription preinitiation complex; transcription factor TFIIIB complex. Gene Ontology annotation, biological process: transcription preinitiation complex assembly; transcription by RNA polymerase III; DNA-templated transcription initiation. Gene Ontology annotation, molecular function: TBP-class protein binding; RNA polymerase III type 3 promoter sequence-specific DNA binding; RNA polymerase III general transcription initiation factor activity. NCBI's taxonomy places the organism in Eukaryota, Metazoa, Chordata, Mammalia, Diprotodontia, Phascolarctidae.